CAGAACGUGGUUACAGGGGAACAAUGUAAAGAAAUAUAGGAAGAUUUGAAUAGACCUUUUAUUAUUAUUAUUUUAUAUGCUUAUUUAAAUUGUAGUUAAACACCAUAGUAGAACGACCAUAAAGCGUAUGCUAUUAUUUGGGGGGGAGGGGGAUUAAACCACAGAGGUUUCAGUGAAGUUUUCUUUACAGGUUGAGCAAUACAAGGAGCCUAGAUUGAUGUGUAUGUCACAGUAAGCGGCCACACCAUGAGUGGGGAGCCUGAUGCGUUGGCUAUCGUGAAUCAGCUGCGGGACUUGGCAGCUGACCCCCUCAACAGGCAAGCCAUUGUCCAAGAUCAAGGAUGUUUACCGGGCCUUAUUUUGUUUUUGGACCACCCUAACCCUCAAGUCGUCUAUUCUGCACUUCUGGCUGUGCGCUAUUUAGCAGAAUGUCGUGCCAACAGAGAGAGGAUGAGAGGUGAGCUUGGGAUGAUGCAGAGCCUAGAGAAUGUGAUGAAAAAAACGACGACACCUGGAGAAACAAAGUUGUUGGCCUCAGAAAUCUAUGAAAUCCUUAAGUCUGCCUGCAACGCAGAGGCAGACCAGGCCGAACAGGCCAGCUACAGACGCAAGACUCAGUUCUUUCUUGGAGCCACGAACAAGCGUGCCAAAACUGUGGUUUUACAUAUAGAUGGUCUUGAUGAUGCUGCUUGUAGAAGUCUUUGCGAAGAGGCACUGCUCAAGAUUAAGGGAGUCAUUAGCUUCACAUUUCAGAUGACCGUAAAGAGAUGCAUUGUUAGGAUCAGGUCAGAUUUAAAAGCUGAGGCACUGGGCACUGCAAUUGCUUCAACCAAGAUAAUGAAAGCACAGCAAGUAGUUAAAGGCGAAGAUGGAAAUGAGGUCAUGAUCUCUUUCGAAGAUGCCCUUGUCGAGGUUGAGCAGAACACAGACCUGCCUGAUUAUUUGCCAGAGGAGGAAAGCCCCUCAAAGGAGCUGGACAAAGCCGUUUCCCGCGUGGGGAUCAAGCAGGAUGCAAGCGGCUGGCUCAAUACAGCAGCAAACUUUUUAACCAGGUCUUUCUACUGGUGACACAAGGGUUAGACCGGGAGCAACUGUAUAUUAUUUGGAAGUGGUUGGGUUUCUUUUGGAGCGAUAGACUGCCAAGUGCAAUUUGCAAUAAUAUAUUGCGGUGUAAAAAGGCUGUGCACGCAGACACGUACGUACAUACAUACAUGCACACACACACACAUAUAUAUAUAGAUAUAUAUGUAUGUGUGUGUGUAUAUGCUACACACACAGUGUAGCAGUUUUAUGCUGUUACACAACAUAGUUAAUUCUAAAUUUGUAUUUGUAACUAAAUGGCUUGUGAAAUGAAGCUUUAUCACAGGGAUUUUCAGGGAAUCUAAAAAUGUUACCCAGAGCACUACUUUUGUCUCAGCUUUGCUUCAGUGAGGACCUAUAUACACAAUGCAAUUUGAAGGGUGUGUUUGUGCAUGAAUUAUAACUGCUUUAUUUUGUUUUCAUCAGCCUUUCCUCAUUAAGAUGAUAUUUAAAUAUGUGUUUACCAGUUGUUUGUUUAUCCCAAGAGUAUUCACAAACUGUUAUUUUUAUUGUCCGAACUAUAUGUAAUGUUAAUUGCUGUCUGCCUUUUUGUUUUGCUUACUGAAUUACCUUAAUUAUGUGUACCUUGGUUGCUGCUUUAAUUUAAAUACUUUCCCUUCCUUUUUUUCCGCAUUGGCAAAGAUCGUUUUUGCAGACAUCCUUCUAACUAUAUCGACGUCCACCAUCACCUUGUCCCAAAAAUUUAAAGUCUCAAUGUUAGUGCGUUCCAAGUAGUUUUUACAACUUUGAAAUGUAAAGCUUUUUGGAUCUUAUGUUAAAAUGUUUGUUUUUGUUUUGCUGUAAACUUGAUUCUGGUGAAGCAAUAGGAUGGUGUAUGAAAUUUGAAAUGCAAAGGAACCUUACCAGCUGUGUUGCGGGAAAUGUAUUUGAGCAGCCACCUAGGACCCCACCAAGUGUAAACCAUACAGCUCUUUAUAGUCCAAUACAAAACCAGACACUGCACCUCAAUAACAGUAGUACUAAACUGCACUGCAUUUUUAUGUUUCACUAAAUGUAUCUAUCAGUGCUUUUCAGAGCGAUUUUUGUAAACUGUUUAGCAUGCAGUCCUGUUUUCUUUUUUUUAGCCUUAAUCCAAAUCCAAAUUAUUCUAGUAUCUCAAAGGCUGGCUUCUUCAAGAUACAUUUCAAACAAUGCAGUCUGUUACUGUUUUCUGAAAGUACUCAAUCUUAGAACAAAGAUCAGUUAGUAUAGAAAAUCACUGUGUUGCUUGCCAAAUGUUUUUCAGUGGCCUAAGCGAACCUAAAUAAAAAAUAUUUUCAUCUGAAAUUGGCUAUAAAUCUGAAAAGUAUCAUACAAAUGUACAGGCCACAGUGUCCUUAAAUUUGUUCACAUUAUUUGAUCAGACAUUUAUUGUGACUAUUUCAUGAGGGCUUUUAGAAAUCUUGCAGAGGGAAGUUUACAUGUUCAAGCUAUUUUGGUUACCCAUGAAGGUACCUAUUAGUUUAAAGUUAUCCCCAGGUGUGCCCAAGCUACCACCAUACACCUGACUUGAUUCCCUGAUCUCUUUGCCGUAUUGCAAUAAAGAUUGACAGGAAUUUCAGUCCUUAAGUACAAUUUUCUAGGUAAGGCUACGAACAGAGAGCUUUUGGUAGCUUUACAUAAACUUCUCAAGUUCCCUAGUUCUAAUAACUAGAGGUUUCAGAUGUUUCAAAUCUAUCAACUAGGACGCUGCAAAUGUUGCUGUUAACACUCUUGAGACAAAAGCCAAUAUUUUUUAAGCUCUUAAUUAAAUGACCAUCCCACUCAAAACCAAUUGAACUGAUCCUGUAAGACGUCCUUAAGAUAGAAAGAAUAUCUGACAAGCUCCAUGAUCACUGGGUAGUCAUAUUCCUUGUAGUAAUAGCCUUCACAGAUGACUUCUUCAAUGAGCAUCUAAUGUUGGCUAAACUGCACUUUCAAAAGAUUCCUGUCCGUAGAGUGAUCGACAUUCAGCACUGACAUCAGUUUCAGGAGUGUUAAUCUUCCAUUAAGCUCAUGUUAUCGAAGGGUUCCUUUUUUUUAGGUUUUAGUGUAUUGAAUACGCAACAAAGCAAAACCUUGUUUUGACAGCAUUUUAAUUAUCAUUUUUACAACUUUCAAGAAUGUAAAAUGGCUGCCUCAUCUCGUCAGUAAUAUUGCACUGUAUGGAUUUGUUUUUUAUAGAGGUUACCAUAGGGUAUUCAAAUAGAGUACAUGUUGUUCACAAUUGUUUUUGAUCACUUUUAUAGCAUUGCUGAAUACAGUGUUGUGUUUUAAAGCUCAUUACUUAUUCUAACCAUAUAAAUGCUUUACAUAUAUCUGAAAUAUCUUUUUAAACAUCAGAAUUGCUUUAAUACCUGCUAUUCAUGUACGCUGGUACAUGUAUCAUCAGCUGUGGAUUAAAACCAAACAAACUUUUCAUGUAUACUGUAUUUUCUUAGAAACUUGUGUCAAAUGAGAGCACAGCUGAACAUUUUAUCCUAGUGGCACAUUUAAAUAACAGCCCUUCCUGACAGCCAAUGGUAUGUAGAUAGGCAAACAUAAAAUUAGUAAGAGCUGUUGUUCAGAUACGCUAUGGGAUUUGCAUGAAGAGCUUUCUGGUUUAAGCUGUAUUUCUACAUACUUAUGCUUGGGUUUCUAUUAAGUAUUGCUGGGAUAUGUAAAGCAUUGGAAACAACAAUUACGGUGUACGGUAACACCUUAAUGGAACAAUUUACUUAGGUGUAACAUUUUUUGUUCCUGCUUUGGUGCAUGUACUGUUCACAUUUUCCUUAACUGUUAAUCCUAGAAAUCUAAACGAAACCCAUUAUAAGGUUGCUGUUAGUGCAAGUAGAAAUGUGUGUUUCCACUCCACUUAAAGUAGUUCCACAUUUGUUAAAUGUACCUGCAGUUAUGUCAAGUAUUGCAGAACCAGUUUAGGUUGCUGUUUUUUUAACAAAGUGUAAAGGUCCUUACAGUAAGUGAUUAUGAAAUAAUAAAAUAAUGAACACAAAAA
Messenger RNA from Polyodon spathula (Mississippi paddlefish), 4054 nucleotides. Its product is annotated as armadillo repeat-containing protein 1-like. Gene Ontology annotation, molecular function: metal ion binding; protein binding. The transcript has 7 exons. Bases 247 to 1068 code for a protein of 273 amino acids. Lineage: Eukaryota; Metazoa; Chordata; Actinopteri; Acipenseriformes; Polyodontidae. The record is from RefSeq and is a predicted model, not a curated record.